GUCGGAGUGUUUGCAGGUGUCUGCAGUGGAGUGUGUGAGCACAGCUUACGCGACCAUAUCAGUGCGUCUGUGUGUGUGUGUGAGAGAGAGUGUGUGUGUGUGUGUGUGUGUUUUUCUUGGUGUUGUUGGAGCCGAAGAUGAAGGGAACGUGUUCGUAAUGGAAUUCAGAAAACUGCGGAUUAUUUCUUUAACCGGUUUAGUGUUUAUGAUUUUACAGUUGAGUGUUUUUAGAAAAUUAGUUUCUGUUGUUGUGUUGACGGGUUCCACUUUUUUUUUUCUUUUUUUUAAGGUAAAGUUUGCUGCGUUUUUAUGACCAUUUUGAUGUGUUUGACACCGGAGGAUGUCAAGAUUUGGCUCGAUUUAAAAAAAAUAAAAAAAUAAUUAAAAUAAAAAUAGAAGGUCAACAUUAGGCUCAGAUGUUUGUUGUAGUGAUGGUUUGAAACUGAAUUAAACUCAGUGUAGACAGACCAGCAUCCAGCACGGCUCCCCCCAGAAGCCCCUCCCCUAAUGUUCUGUGUGUGUGUGUGUGUGUGUCUGCAUCUUAUAAGAGCUCGUGAACGUCUCAGGUCCAGCCCAUAAUCUGAUCUGAAAUCUGUAGAUUAGGAGAAGGUUUCACCUCCUUCCAUCCGUGGUUUCUGGAAGGAGGCGUGCGCCAUCCGUGUGCGCACAGACAGACAGACAACAGACAGACAGACAGAGACAACAGACAGCGCCGCUGCUUUUGGUCGGUUCUCCUCCGGGUUCUGGAACAUUUCAAGUCGCUUUUUUUUAAAACUUAAUUUUAAUUUUGGCGAAGUCCAAUAGUCAUGCAGUUAGAGAACAUCCUCCCCAGCGCGACCACCAAUCUGCCCAAGACCUUCUAUAACCUCUCCUCCUCGGACAGCGUCACCAACAGCCCCAGGCCGUCGUCGCAGCUCGACUACCAAGACGUGGACCGGACGGAAUCAGAGUCCAGUAGCGCCCCAAAGAAAUACCUGAGCGCGGUGGGGAACGGGAUGCUCGGGGAGGCGGGGGACACUUUCACCAAAUCGGUGUCCGAUGGGAGGAAAGACUCCCCGGUGCUGGGUGAGGACGAGCUGACGAGCGGGCGGCGGUACAACAUAGACGAACUGGGCUCUGACAGAUACUUCCUGUCGUCGUCCCAGACCGGUACCGACAUGGCCAGUCCCUGUUCCCUCUUCCCCUAUGCAGGACAGACGGGCUCGGUGUACACGGGCUCCAGCAGCUCCAGGUACCCGGCUUCUCUCCACUACGGAUCCGUCCUGCCGCCCGCGGGCUUCUCCUCUUCGUCGGUGUGCGCCGGCCGCAGCCAGUUCGGGAGCGGCGGUUACCAGUUCAGCCAGGGCCCCGGCUGUUUGUACCCUUCUUACCCGGGGACGGGCACCGGCAUCGGCUCCAUGUCUCUGCCGGGAUCCGCAGCCGGAGUCCGGGCGCAGGUGUAUCUGUGCAACCGGCCUCUGUGGCUGAAGUUCCACCGGCAUCAGACCGAGAUGAUCAUCACCAAACAGGGCAGACGGAUGUUUCCAUUCCUGAGCUUCAACAUCACUGGACUCAACCUCACGUCUCAUUACAACGUCUUCGUUGAAGUCGUCCUGGCUGAUCCGAACCACUGGCGUUUUCAGGGCGGAAAGUGGGUCACCUGUGGCAAGGCAGACAAUAAUAUGCAAGGUAACAAGAUGUAUGUUCAUCCUGAAUCUCCAAACACCGGUGCUCACUGGAUGAGGCAAGAAAUCUCCUUCGGCAAAUUAAAGCUGACCAACAAUAAAGGAGCGAACAACAACAACACACAGAUGAUUGUUUUGCAGUCUCUUCACAAAUACCAACCACGGCUUCACAUCGUGGAGGUGACGGAGGACGGUGUGGAAGACAUGAGCAACGAGGCCAGGACUCAAACCUUCACUUUCCCUGAGAACCAGUUCAUAGCAGUCACUGCCUACCAGAACACAGACAUCACACAGCUGAAGAUAGAUCACAACCCUUUUGCAAAAGGCUUCCGGGACAACUAUGACUCGAUGUACACAGCCCCAGAGAGUGACAGGUUGACUCCGUCCCCUACAGAUUCUCCUCGCUCCACCCAGAUUGUGCCUGGGGCCCGCUACGCCAUGCAGCCUUUCUUCCAGGACCAGUUUGUCAACAACCUGCCUCAGAACCGUUUCUACACCAGUGAACGGGCCGUUCCGCAAACCAACAGCCUCCUGUCGCCACAGAGCGAGGACGCCAGCGCCGCGGCCUCCGCCCAGCGUUGGUUCGUGCCUCCUGUGCAGCAGCCCGGCUCCAACAAGCUGGAUCUGUCCUACGAAAAUGACUAUUCCACCAGUAGCCUACUGUCCUACGGCAUCAAACCCCUGUCCCUGCAGACGUCCCACGCCCUCAGUUACUACCCGGACUCGGCCUUCGCCUCCAUGGCGGCCGGCUGGGGCACCAGAAGCACUUACCAGCGCAAGGUGACCACAGGACUGCCCUGGUCCCCCCGUCCCAGCCCUCCGGCCUUCGCAGAGGACCAGCUCGGAGCCAUGAAAGACAAGCUGCCGGAGGAGAGCGCGCCGCCGGCCUCGACCUGGAUCGAGACGUCGCAGUCUCUUAAAUCAGUGGACUCUAGCGACUCGGGCGUGUACUCCAUGGUCUGCAAGAGGCGCAGGAUGUCUCCUGGAGGCUCCAGCACAGAGAACUCCCCCACCAUCAAGUGUGAGGACUUGGCCUCGGAGGAGUACAAGGACAACCCAAAAGGCAUGGGUUAUUAUGCAUUCUACACCAGCCCCUAAGACUUUAUUUAUUCAAACCAUAUAUAUGAGAAUUCUUUUAUUGAGUGCUCUCCAUCCUUUGUUAAUGUCUUUUUUCUCUUUUCUCUAAAGGUGCCAAAGCUUAGUGUUCCCCCAAGCAAGCUGCACAAGGUUAUUUUCCCAGGCCAGCCCCUCUCACUCUCACAUACCUGAACAUGCAUAGUGAUUGUUGGUUUUUUUUUUUUUUGGUGGGGGGGGUGGCUGAAAUAAAAAGACAUGUCCCUUUUUUUAUAUAUAUUGAUUUAAUUUUUACUCUUUUAUUUUAUGGCUCCCACAAAUGUGAUUUUUAUUAUUAUAAUAUUUUUCUGAAUUUUUUCGCUGCGUAUUUAAGUCAUUUUCGUUGUACAGUAUUCGUGCACUUUAGAAUGUGAUGUAUCUUGUACAAAUUGUCUUCAUGGAGGUGGUUAUUAAAUGGAUAAUAAAAUGGCUUUUCAUGAAAAACAAAA
Molecule: messenger RNA, 3226 nt
Organism: Cynoglossus semilaevis (tongue sole)
Lineage: Eukaryota; Metazoa; Chordata; Actinopteri; Pleuronectiformes; Cynoglossidae
Gene: eomesa
Product: eomesodermin homolog a
Exons: 6
Coding region: 807-2762 (651 amino acids)
Biological process (GO): regulation of transcription by RNA polymerase II; positive regulation of DNA-templated transcription; mesoderm formation
Cellular component (GO): nucleus; chromatin
Molecular function (GO): DNA-binding transcription factor activity, RNA polymerase II-specific; RNA polymerase II cis-regulatory region sequence-specific DNA binding
Source: RefSeq, a predicted model, not a curated record